This is a messenger RNA of Myxocyprinus asiaticus (Chinese sucker), 6780 nucleotides long. Its product is annotated as zinc finger protein 850-like. Gene Ontology annotation, cellular component: nucleus. The coding region runs from base 49 to 4674 and encodes 1541 amino acids. The record is from RefSeq and is a predicted model, not a curated record. NCBI's taxonomy places the organism in Eukaryota, Metazoa, Chordata, Actinopteri, Cypriniformes, Catostomidae. Gene Ontology annotation, molecular function: DNA-binding transcription factor activity, RNA polymerase II-specific; RNA polymerase II transcription regulatory region sequence-specific DNA binding. The transcript has 2 exons. Gene Ontology annotation, biological process: regulation of transcription by RNA polymerase II.
AAAGUGCAGUGCCUAUCGUGGAGUGCCUGACUGGCUUAGGCCAUAAUAAUGGCUGCUGUUUAUUCGGCAAACGAGGGUAGUUUGCAAUCGAAAAAUGAAAGUUUGUCCUCUGAAUAUAAGGAAGGUGGGGCCCAAGAGGUAAGCAUCGAUCCAGUGAGCAAAUACAAAGCCUUUAACGAUGAAAACAGCGGCGGGGAACUGGAAAUGAGUCCCAGUGGCCCUGUAUUGAAAACCCAGGACCACGCCGAAGAUGUUGUAACCAAUGCUGCAGUUCCACGCGUAAACAUUAAAUUAGAACAAGGGGAGGAAGACGAAUGUGUAGCUGUACAUUUGGUCGAGGUCGGGGAAGGAGAUUUGGAUGACAAGGCAACCAGUAUAGGAGAGUCGUCUGAGAGAGAUGAAAGUGCCGAUGGGGAUGUGCCAUUUCAGUGUGAGGAUUGCAGUGAGGCCUUUGGAGACAAGGAAGCUUUCCUAGAGCAUCGUAGUGAGCAUAUCCAUGAUGGUCCCAUAGUCUGCCUGGACACGGAUUCACAGUGGGAUGACCUGCUUGUGUCAACAGAUGGAGGCCAUAAAACAUUGUUCUGUGCUCUUUGUGGAGAAAAGUUUUCAAGCUCAAAAGAGUUUUUUGCCCAUCAACUUAAGCACCGUAAUCAAGGGAUUAAACAGGGGAUAAAUGCUGGCUUGGGACUGGGUGUGGUAAAACAGAAGCUUUUUGAGUGCAAGGAUUGUGGUAAAGCUUUUGCCUCUGUUGGUCAGUGUCUCAACCAUCAGCGUUCUCAUAAACAGGCCUCAAAGUCAGUUUUUCAUCAGCUUGCGCAUCUAAAGAAAAAAUCAUUUCAGUGUCCCAUCUGUGGACGCAGUUAUUCUCGAGCUUCAGCUCUUGAUGCACACCGCCGUUGCCAUGAGGUAAAGCUGGUAAAAUCCAAAACCUGUGAAACUGAGAAGUCUCUGACACUUAAUGAAGCUCCAGGUCUGACUGAAGACAAUGGCACAAGCUCUGAACACACUGAGAAUCAUCAGCAAAAGAUUAUUCUGUGCUUUUGUGGCAAAUCUUAUCGCUCCUUGGCUGGUCUUGCAACACACCAGAGAUUCUCAACCAGCUGUUCAGAAGGGAAGGUGAAGGAGGAAAUUAAACAUCCAUUUGAGUGUACUGAAUGUGGGAAGACCUUUGUUAGCUCUAUGGCUCUGUUGUGCCAUCAGCGUUGGCAUAAAAGACGAGCACAACAGGUCUCCAAUGGCCAGCCAUAUAAAUGUAAAGAGUGCGGCAAGGGGUUCACCUUACUCACGUUCUACAAUAAGCACCAGCGAUUAGCUCACAGUGAAGAGCUGGCAGCAAAAUCAUUCCUUAAUGAAGUUUAUCAGCUGAAGAAGAAGGCUUUUGAAUGUCAGGAUUGUGGACGUCGGUUUUCACGAGCAUCUGCUCUGCAGUCACACCAGCUCUGUCAUACGGAUAUUUUUCGUGACAUCAUGGAGAAGGACUCUAAAACAAGUACUGCCACGCAAACAGUAAAAAAAUACAGGAAUGCCAGAGACAUGGAUGAUGAUGUUGCUUUUGUGCCCACAAUGUUCUCUCAGAACAUUCAAGUUCAAGAGAGAGAUUUUAACUGCAGUGACACACACAACACAGUAGAAGAGCCAGAUGUAAUGGAUAUGGAUUAUGAAGUUAUCCGCAUCACAGCAUCAGAUGAUUAUGAGAGCAGUAGUAGUCUCCCCCAGGAUCAAAAUCCUGAUCUGGAGUUAGUGUGUGAAUCAGACCAAGAGGAAAAUGAUGACUUGGACAACAGCUUGAGUCUGACAGCUGAAUCCACAUCCUCCCUGCAGGUGAAUCCAGAGGUUGAUGUCAAAAUUGUACAGAUUGAUUAUGAGCAUUUAAAUGAUGAAAGAUUAAUAAAUGCAAAAAUAAUGAGCAAAAGCCAUCCUGAAGAGCCUAUCAAGUAUAAUUGUCCACAUUGUGAACAAACGUUUGCAACGGCUUUGUCCUUGCGUCAUCACAUGCAUUGGCACAGAGAAGACAUGGAGAAAAAUUUAGAUGAGAGGCAUAAGUGUCAAAUAUUGACACCAACUAAUAAAGCACUUAUACAAUGCGAGGUUUGUGGCCAUGAAAGUGAUUCCAAGAGUGCUUCUUACUUUCACUUGCAAAAACAUGAGAACAAAGUACCUUACAAGUCUAUUUCGUUCCAGGUUGCAAAUUUGCAGAAGAACAAUAUUAAAUGCGAGGAGUGUGGAAUGUGUUUUUCUCGACUGUCUGCAUUGCAUUCUCACCAACAGAAUCACUCAAAAAAGCCCUUUGUGUGCUUGCAAUGUGACAGGAGCUAUACAACCACAAGGGGUCUGUACUACCAUCGAAAGUGUUGCAAUGGCAGCAAACUCAGCUUUAACAAUGACAAAGAUGAAAAGGCAAAGCAUUUCAAUCCAACCAAGUCGCUUUUGGGCCCAAAGGUUCAUCAUUGUAAAAAAUGUAGUAAAGGUUUUUGGUCUUUAGGUGCUUACUAUCAUCACAAGCAAAACCACUCGCAGUGCACAAAUGUUGAGGCGGCAAAGCCUGCAGCUAUAUCAAACCUUGAGAUUGUUCACGUGCAACGUAAGAAAAGGGGUCGAAGGGGUGGUCAGAAAAAAGAACACCCUGUGUUCAGAACACCCUCUGAUUCAAAAAAGAAACAUAAAUGUGAGGUAUGUGGCAAAUCAUACCACAUGCUAGCUUGUUUUCUUAAGCACCAGCUUUCCCAUGAUCGCCAACCCCCUGUCAAAUCUUUUGACCAUCAAGUUGAACAAUUGAAAAAAAACUCGUACCAAUGUCCUGACUGUGGGAAAGUUUUCUCACGUGCCAUGGCCCUCCAGUUUCACAUGAAAAGCCAUGGUUUUGAGACGGGCCUUCCUGUGACAGAAUCCUCUAAUUUGCCACCAAGUUCCCAAUGCCGGACAUGCCAAGCUGAUUUCACAUACGAGUCAGAGCUACGAAAUCAUAAGAAGCACUGUUCAAAACCAAAGGACAAUGUGAAAUAUACACAAAAAAGUGAGAAAAUGGUUAUAAAGGAGCAAGAUGCAUCCUCCCAAGACGUUGAAGAUGUAUUAGUAUGUGACACAUCCCAUUCAACACAUUCUACAAAUGAACAGAAACCAUGUUUAGAUUCUGGUUUGAAAUUCAAAUGUCAGGACUGUAGCAGAAGCUUUUCAGUAAUUGGGGCUCUUAAUUUUCAUAAGCGAAUUCAUCGCAUAGGUUAUGUAUCUAAAAAAAUGUUGAGAGCUGAACAGGCAAACCGGCCAAAGGUUGUCAAAAUGAAACCAGACAAGCAUUUGGCAAAAACUCCUUUUAUGUGUAAAGAAUGUGGAAGAUAUUUUAGCCUAAAUUCAGCUCUUGGCACACAUAUGCGAUGGCACAGGGACAAAAAAUUUGCCAAAUUUCUGUCAAAGAGCUAUAAGAAAUGCUCAAGAACUGUGAGAAGUGUGGAUGGUGGACCUUAUUUAUGCAAUUUAUGCGGAAAAGGAUUCUUUUACCUUUGUGUUCUUCGGCGGCAUCAGAAACGUCAUCCCCCCAUGAAGAAUCAACUCCAAAAAGAGGAAGAAGCUGAAACUGCUGAAUCAGAUGGCAAUUUUACAUGUCCAGAUUGUCAAAUGUAUUUCUCAAGUGGGUCUCUUCUAACAACUCACUUUGAAAACCAUCACAGCAAGCAGGCCAAGACUGAGAAACCACAGUCAGACAUACUGCCUACUGAGGAGUCAGGUCCACCUAUCAAACAACCUUACACACCCAUAAUGGAUAUCACCAAACAAGAGAAGACCAAUGCGCAAUACCAUCAGUGCUCUCACUGUGCUAAGAGAUUCUUGAAUGUACGUGGUCUUCGUGCACAUAUAUGGCAGAAACACCUCAAGGUUGAAGGACAGCCCACUGCAUCUCCUGAAGAGCACCCAAAUGUUGUUAAUUGCUCUGCAUGUCAUAAGCCCUUUGCUUCUGAAUGGGCCGUUCAGAAUCAUAAAAGGUUUUGCAGGGCCAAUAACAGAGACCUGAAGCCAUUUAUGGAAGAGGAACCAGCACAGCACAGUCAAAAUGUAGAACUUUCUGCCAAAUGUAUUUUCAAAUGUGAUAAAUGUGCGAAAGCUUUUCCUAGUGAGGAGAAGUUAAAUGCACAUAAAGAAGUGGCAAAGACCCGACCACACUGUUGUGCUCUUUGCUGCCGUGGAUACUGGACUGAAAGCCAGCUACAGCAGCAUCUUGCAUGGCACGAUGAAGUUCGCCGGCGUCUCCCAACUGAACUGCGAUACAGACUCAAUGCUACCAUGCCACCUGGGCCCUCAGACAAACUGCAUGCUUUAUUGCAAACAUCCACAUCCAUGGUCAAGCAGCCUGUAGGCCUCGCAAAUCCACAACCUAAGAGCCAUAUAUGUCAGCGUUGUGAGAAAACAUUUUUGUCACAACGAGCGUUGCAGCAGCACCAAGUUGUUCACCAAACCGAGGAACCAUACCAUUGUUCUCUGUCUCCACAGACAAAUAGUGAUGUCAGAGAUCUUGUUGAUCACCCUCAUGAGGGUUUGGGUGAUAAAGAGGUAGAGGGCAGUAAAUUAGUGUCCCAGGGAAGUGGUGCUGAAAACCUGACUUGCAUUGAGUGUGGAAUUUCCUUUAAACAGGAAAUGGAACUGCAUCAACAUUACAUUAAACAUGCACGUGGAGAGUUCUAAAACUUGUAUGUUUGUGGAAAAAAUAUAAAGAUGCUGAUGAUUACUGAUAUUUGUUUCUGGCUCAUAGUACUCUAUGUAUUACACUGAUUUAUUUUAGCACUCUCUUAGAGUUUUGUUUGUUACUGUGAAUGAGGAGUGUCACAGUACAAACAUGUCCUUUAAACAAAACAAUGUGUUGUAAUUACAUACUUAAAAGCUGUAAAUUAGUGUUAUUACCUUUAAAUCUAUACAAUGCAGCUGGUACACUUGAAUCAAUGCUGGUUUCACUGUCAAUACGUACAACUAAGGGACACAUUUGGAACACAUUUGUUGUAUUUAGACCUUUUUUUCCACAAAGGGGUUUUUCUUUUAAUCAGAUUUAUUCCCCUUUUUGUUGGCCUCUAAUUCAGAGUUGCUCUAUUACUUUCUUGUCACCCUGUUCUUUAAAAGAGUACUUGGGUAAUUUAAAAUUAAACUGCCUAGGUGUUUGUUAGAUAUUCAUUGUUAAUGUUAUAAAAUGUUGUUGGGAGAGUAAACAAUUUUUUUGACAAGCAUUAUAGCCCAACUGAAUCCCUAUGUUUGGUGAUGCUAGAGUUUGAUUUGUGAUCGUACAGCUUGUCUUUUCAUUGGUUAUACCAAAACUAUUGACCAUUUGACAAAUUGACCAUUUUUAUGUUAUCAUUAUUGUUAUACUUUGUCCUUAACAUUUUCAUAACAUUUAAUUAUGGUUUGCAUUUUAAAAACAUUUUACUUCUUUCCACAUUUGAAAACAUAUGUAGUGUUUCUCUUGAAAAUGUGACUGUACAGAGAUUUCUUUUUUCUUGUUAGAUAUAACGCCAAUCUUCUGUAUAUAAUGCUGAUUCUAGUUCUUUAAAGUCAUAUUAAUGUAAUUAUUAAGAAUGUAACCUGGUCAACAGUGAUAUUGAAUUGAACAUACAGUGAUAUCAUUCCAUUCCAUUUUGUUUAAUCUUGGGUGUGUGGUCACUAGUAAGAAUCAUCCAAGCAUGAAACAUUACAUUGCUUGAAUAGGAAUUAAGUGUGCAUGUGUCCAGAGGAAAGGAUGCUUCUAAGCCACAAAAAAAAGAAUGUGGCACAAGACAGCAUGCAACUGCAUUAUAUAGGUUUGUUGCUAAUCAAGUGAAGAGAAACAUCAGUUUUCAAUAAUUCUUUGCUGAAUGUAAAUGUAAAGUUUUGCAAUGUAAACGUUUGGAUGUUCUUAACAAUGAUCAGAUAACACUCAAUGGGCCAUAUUUGUGAAACAUGAGUGAAAUUUUUUUGUGUAAAUGCAUUCUUGGGUAAAUUGUCCUAUUGAAUUUAAUGGGACCGUUUAACUAAGAAUAAUUCUACUAACAAUUUACAAAAAAAAAAAAAAUUCUGCUUGUGUUUCAUGAAUAAUCCUAAUGUGCAAAUGUCUAAAUGUUACAUUUUUACUUGACAGAUACCUGCAUUGAUGUAUCAUCAAACUACGGACCUCAAGAUUUUUUUUAUUUUAUUAUUAUUAUUUUUAUUUUUUUUAUAUAUAUAAUGUACUUGAGCUGUGACCCUUUUUAAACCUGGUCUCAAAGUAUCCUUCUCAAAAUACUGUACAUGUCCCCCUGUUUGCUGAUAAAUGUGUACUUAAUGCCUUAAAGACUACUUAUUUUUGUGGCAAACAUUUUCUCAAUAACUAGGAGAUGUUUUCUUUUGCUCUUGGUAAGGUUGAAUGUACUUUCUCUAAACUGAUUUUGUCUCAAAUUUAACAUGUAGGUAAAUCCAUUUUAAAAGCAGUGGAUGUAGAUAUUAUUUGAACUGAGAAAUUGUCAAAAUUAUAGAAAUAAAUAAAUAGUUAAAAUUUCAGUGAAGUACUGUCUGUUCAUUAUAUUUCCUUGUAGGUGGGAAAUGCAUGUAAUGUUCAUGUUGAUGUAGCCAUAGCCUAUUUAAUCCCUCCCUCCAUUUGAAAAUGAAUAUGUAGGAUAUAUGAAAGUUUGUAUGCAUAUGUUUUACAUGAAUGGUGUGAAUUUUGAAAACAGUGGUGGUAUAGAAAUUAUGGUUCUACAUAUCGCUCAACCUUGCUUAUUAAAUAAUUUGUCUUAUUUAACUUUCAGCUAGUCUGCUUACUGAGUGACUGACUGCAUAUAUGACUAUUCA